AUGCGAGAAGUGGAGUAUGCGAGAAGGAAGCGGGGACACCUGAGAGGCUGGUCGAACGGCUUAGUUUUGGGUCUGUUACUGGUAUUGUGUGUUUGGCCCGGCAUCAGCCUAGAAGGUUUUGCGACUGCUGCGGCCGGGACGCACUGCACCCUACCUUGUGACACAUUGCAGGAAGUCCGAUGCAAAAAACAAGACUUGCCAAAGUAUCUCAGCUCAUCUGCACAUCCCGACGACACAUUGCCGGAAAUCCGAAGAAAGAUUGAAUCUCUCCGACAGUUGCUGACGAAGUUCCCAUGGCCAAAGCUGAAGUGCUUUUGUGCAAACGGACGCACCUACAGCCUGCCGCUGCGAGCCGUGAGCAGAGAGCCGUCACAUCGGCCGGCGAAAGCCAGGCUGGAGUACUUGGCCGGCUUCUUCGACGGGGAUGGCUGCGUUAGCUGUGUGACGGAUCUGUCCGGAUGCAAGUUGGUGGUGGGGCAGUCUUACGACCAGGCGGAAGUUCUCAUGCUCUUCCGCGAAGCAUUCGGUGGGAGCAUCUCGCGGCUAGCAGGGGGCAAGGGCUUGAUAAAGCCAGUGCUUUUUUGGCAAGUUUGCGGCGACUCGGCCCGACGAGCAGCAAGGCUCUUGGCACUACGAAGCAUCACGAAGCAGAAGCAGCUUUUGAUUGCGGCCCGAUGGCCAAAGACAAAAUCGCUAAGAGAGGACUGCAAGGCCGAGUUACGUGAGCUGAAGGAGCACGAUUCAGCGGGCGCUGGGUCGUGCAGCUGGAGCUACUUUGCCGGCUUCUUUGAUGCAGAGGGGUGUAUCAAGCAGUGCCUUGGCGGAGCCUCGCUGCAAUUGGCAGUGUCGCAAAAGCAUCCUCGAGUGCUGCGGAGUCUUCGUGAUUUUUUGAAGACAACAUCAGGCAUAGAUGCAACACUUGAGAAGUUCAGCGGACAUGCACGCGAACUUUGGGUCAGCGGCUUGCCCAAGUGCAAGCAGAUACUGCGACGCCUGUUGGACGCCGGAUUGCUUUGCAAAGCGAAGCAGGCGCAGCUCGCUUUGAGCCUGACGCCGGAGAAUGCUGCUGAAGUCAGAGCUGAGCUUGCGGGCCUCACUGGGAACCAAAGGUUUGGGAAGGGAUUGGACGCCGCAGGCCAAGAACGGGCGAGGAAGAUCCACACAGAGCAAUGGCAAGCUGCCCGCCUGCGUCGACGAGGACUGCACGCAGAAGUUGAAGCAAAGCAGCGCAGUAUUACGAAGCUCAAGCAGGAGCACGAGCUACUCAAAGCCCAUUGGGAGAACCAGCAGUUGACGGACGGUGAAGCCAUGCAGCAGGUCUUCGGCGUUUCCUGGCGCAUGGUCUGGAGCCGGAUCGUGGAAGCGCUCUACGAGGACUGUGUCAUCUCCUCUGACCAGGCAAAUGCCAUGGUUAAGGCUGGCAGCACCGUGCGCUGGGAGAACAAGGAGAACCUGCAGACCUCGGCGUCUCCUCAAGACCAGUUCUCCAGGAGUUCGUAUUCAGAGAUCGGGGAUGACUUUGGCGACGGUGACAGUGGAAUGAGGCGGGGUUGGCAACAUCUGGCAUACGAUGGAGAUCUGGAUUACUUAAAGUUGUCCGACCUUCGGCGAGCACUGGUAACGGCGCUGCGAGAGGAUAAGGGCAUGCAGUCCAUCAUCCCCUUCUCUGUCUUCGACCUAAGUCCCGGCAGUCGGCUCAUCGCCGUGAAUGACAGCUGGCCGGUCCUCAAAGACGAGAUGAUCGAGGAGCUGAGCAACGCAUCGCUGCCGGCGCUGCUGGUUUUCCAGCGGGCCGGCGCGUCCUUCCACGAGGUGGAAGUCGAGCUUCAGCCGCCUGCCAGAGUGAAGUCCAUGUCCUUCAUGACUGGGAAGGACGUCCCCGGUCUCGACCCAGUUUGCUGGAAGGUGGAGGGCUUCGUGGCGGACGCGAAAGGAGGAGGUCGCUGGAAGCAGCUGGUCUGGCAAGACAAGCCCUAUGCCCCGCCCUUCAAGCGCGAGACCGACCUGUGCGUCGUCUUCGACGUGGAGCAUUGGCGAGUGGACACAUCGGGUGGCCGUGCACGCAAUUCCAAGGUGCAAAGCAUCACGCUCCAGUCCUUCCUGCCGGUGGUGCAGGAGCGCCUGAGCUUCUUCACGGCGUCCCUUCGAAGUCUCCUCCGCUCCUCAGAGAAGUACGGUAUUCGGGCCGGCAUCGACACUCUGCUGGACAGCCACAUCGGCAACAUACCCUCCUUGACACAGGUCAUCCCUUGCUACAACGAGACGGUGAUCCUCAGCAAGCAGUACCUGCAAGAGGACGAUGGCUUGAACAGCAACCUGGCCUUCAUCAUCUCCCAGUUCCCCGAAGAGUGGGCCUUCUUCUGCGAGCGGCAUGACUUCACACCCAAGGGCAUGCACGAUGCCUUCAUGGGCCGCGGCGACCACAUGCUUACGCCCGCGGUGAUCAUGGAGGUGCGAAUGUGGGCCUCGAUGCGCUCGCAGACGGUUGCCAGGACGGUCGUCGGCGCGAUGCAGUACCAGGAGGUUGUUGCAAUGCUCCCGAGCGUGCAGUCAGCUGAAAACCCCGGGAAGGCUCUGGAAAGUUGCGUGGAGUUGGUUCUGGCGCAUCAGACGUAUGGAAGCAAGGCUGGUACCCCGGCGAACGACGAGUCGGUACGGUAUUUGCUUGCCAAGUACCGGCACCUGUGCUUCUUCCUGGUCUUCGACUUCGAUGCCGACAAGUCCCGGCCAGACAUCGUCACGGCUGUGAAUAACUUCGUGCGGGAGAAGUAUCGCUUUGAUCGCCCUGUCCGCCACGCGUCGGUGCUGGCACGCUUCCGGAAGGGGGCAUACAAGGAGGACGAUUUCGAAGUGCCGGAGAGUGCUGUGGAAAUUCUGGAAGUGCUGCCCCGGUGCUUCGCACUACUCGUGGGCACGCCGGGUUUCAUGACACAGGGAAAAGCUGGCAACCAGCUCGGGGCGCUACGCUUCUCUCGGGGUCACUUCUUGCAGAUGAUGGAUGCAAAUAUGGGUGCUUUCCUAGGGGAGGCGACGAAGGUGCCUUUCAUCCUCCGGCGGUUUCAGCCGCACUGGACCGACAGGACGACAGUGCGAGCCCGAAUCAUUGGCUUUCGAGAGUUCAUUUUCACGGAGAGCCACGGGGCCGUGGGCAGUGUCAUGGCCUCGGCCGAGUGGUCCUUCGGCACCAUCUGCCAGCGAUUCCUGGCCGGUUUGGGUGCCCGAAUGCACUACGGCCAUCCAGACUUCCUGGACGGCUUCUGGGCCUCGAACAGGGGCUCUUUGUCAAAAGCCAGCCCGGCCAUCAACCUCUCAGAGGAUAUCUUCGCCGGCUUCAAC
Molecule: messenger RNA, 3336 nt
Organism: Symbiodinium sp. CCMP2456
Lineage: Eukaryota; Dinophyceae; Suessiales; Symbiodiniaceae
Source: the annotation of a GenBank genome assembly